AUGCAUAUUUCUGCCGUCCACGAUCGAACAUAUCCCACUGACAUGAGCCGCGCGCUUGGCAGCUGGAAAUGUGUUCUUGAUGAUAUUGAUGCAGCUAGUUUGAUCGAAAAACUAGUAAGAUACUUGGCUACUGGUGACUCAUAUAAAACUAUAUCAUUUAGUUAUCGAGUUGGCAAGUCAACAAUUGUUGGUAUUGUACCUGAAGUUUGCGAGGCUAUUUGGCGUCUACAACCACAGUACAUGCCUAUUCCAGGAGAGAAGGACUGGAUUGAGAUAGCAGCAGAAUUCCAGAAACGAUGGCAAUUCCCUAACUGCAUCGAUGCCCUUGAUCGGAAACACGUAGUCAUUCAAGCCCCUCCAAAUUCUGGGUCAACAUUCUACAACUAUAAAGGUACUUUCUCUGUGGUGCUGAUGACACUGGUAGAUGCAAUGUAUUGUUUCAGUAUCAUAGAUGUUGGAGCAUAUGGGUCAAAUAGUGAUGGUGGCAUAUUGGCCAAAAAUUGGGUUAGGUAA
This is a messenger RNA of Anneissia japonica, 513 nucleotides long. RefSeq lists its product as uncharacterized. The transcript is spliced from 2 exons. The record is from RefSeq and is a predicted model, not a curated record. Lineage: Eukaryota; Metazoa; Echinodermata; Crinoidea; Comatulida; Comatulidae. The coding region runs from base 1 to 513 and encodes 170 amino acids.